CCAUUGGCGGGGAGGCUGCUCGCCCCGGCCCAGCCCCGACGACGCGGCGGGUCCCCGGAGCGCCCCCUCCUCCGCGCCGCCUCGCCGUGCGCCUUGCUGAUGCGUCUACCUAACAAGGGUGACAUGUCAUCUUGGCUCUCACUGGCUGUUCCAUCACCAGUCAAGGAUUAAAGCAUGUGAUCAGGAGCACCAUGGAGGGUGCAGAUUAUCAAUUGCCUUCUGCCAACUCAGCCAGUGUUGCCCUUCCUUCUCCUUCCUCGUCUUCCAGUGAUGAAGCUGACAUUAUGGCUUUCAAUGGGGAGCUGGACUUACAACAUUACUCUAAUGGGCCAGUGGGGGCAGGAGGGGAGGCUCGCCCUUAUCCGUGUCCUAUCUGUGGCAAGCGUUUUCGCUUCAACAGCAUCCUGGCAUUGCACACCCGUAUCCACACCAGCUCCUAUCCACUCACUUGUCCCUACUGUGGCCACCAGGCAGGGCAGCGUGCCAGCUUACGUCUUCAUUUGCGCUCCCAUUGUCCUGAGGCCCAAACCCGGCUCAGUCACCAGAGCCGCCUGCUGCUUGAAUUGGAAGAGCGGGCACUUCUGCGGGGUCAAGAAGAGGAAAAGGAGGAGGAGGAAGAAGAAAUGACUGCUCCUGUUCCACCCCAACCUCUACCCACCUUCCGCUGCUCUUUCUGCAAGGGCAAGUUUCGCACUGCAGGGGAACGUGAGCGCCACCUUCGCAUCCUCCAUCAGCCGUACAAGUGUGGACAGUGUUCUUUUGCUGCCACACAGGAGUCAGAACUUCAGUGGCACAACCAACAGGCUCAUAACGCCCCAGCAGCCUGGACACCCACCCCUCCUGCCCCUGUGCCCACCACUACAGCUCCACCCACCCCUCCUGCUUCCACACCCACCCCUUCGUCCUCUGCCUCCACCCCUACGGAGUUCCGCUGCCAGGUCUGUGGUCAAGCCUUCACCCAGUCCUGGUUCCUUAAGGGUCACAUGCGGAAGCACAAAGACUCCUUUGACCAUAAGUGCCAGGUGUGUGGGCGUGGCUUCAAGGAACCAUGGUUCCUGAAAAACCACAUGAAGGUUCAUCUCAGCAAGCUGGGCCUCCAGAGUGAACAAAGAGGACCAGGACCAGGACGGUCAGCACAGAGUUUACUCGUGGGUUGUGAGGCCCUGUAUCCAUCUCUCCUCUCUCCACGGCCGACAGAUAAAGCCAGUACGGGCACUUUCCUGGGUUACAGUGACGCGAGCUGUGCUGAACGACUGCAGGCCACAGCUCGUGCCGUGGAGAGUAGUCAGCAAUGGCGGGAACGUUCUUAUGUAGUAGGGUCCAAGCUUGUGAGAGAAGACUCAGGAGGGACCCAUCGCUGCCCAGACUGUAACCGGACCUUUGGUACAUUCCAGCAGAUGGCUUUGCACCGGCAAAGCCACCUAUCCCGUGAGAGAGAAUGGAACAAGGGACAAUCACUGGGUUCUCACCUUCUCAGUGGACACUGGCUUCCAACAAAUGUGAGAGCUUCUGCUGCAGCCAACACCAGCUCAGCUCUGCUGACCCAGAAGGAAAAAGAAAUACAGAAUCAGUCACGCUUGGAUGGAUCCCGACGAAGCACUGGGAAAGAUUGUCCAUUCUGUGGAAAGUCCUUCAGAUCUUCCCACCAUCUCAAAGUUCACCUCCGUGUCCACACAGGUGAGCGCCCAUACAAGUGCCCUCACUGUGACUAUGCUGGCACUCAGUCUGGCUCGCUCAAAUAUCACCUGCAGCGCCACCACCGGGAGCAAAAGAAUGCUGCUGCAGCUGCUGCAGCAGCUGUAGCAACAAUGGAACAGUGCCACAUGCCCCUGGCCCCUACUGCAGUCCCUGCCUUUCCCCCUACACCGCUCACCAAGAGCCAUGGGUCCUUCCUUCCUCUAGGUGGCGUGGGGGCAGCUCGAUCCCGCCAAUCCCGUCGCAAGUCACUGCUAAACGGGAAGGCUGAUUUCCAGCCAUUGGAUCUUUCUCUACGUCCAGCCCUGGCAGGAGGAGCACUCCACCGUUGCCAGUUUUGCCCCUUUGCCACCUCAGCUCCUGAGCUUAUGGAGUUACACCUUCAAGUCCAUCACAGCAGGAAAGCUCGUACCCGUCGCUGCUCUCACACAGCUCCUAAAGCCCAGUUGAUGUUGGAGGAAGAAAUGGUUGAGCUGAAAGAACCAGAAUCCCCAAGCCCAAAGGGGGAAAUUUCCAAGACACAGAGUUUCUGGUCCUCCGAAGAUCAGGAAGACUCUCGCCGUCUCAUAGUGCCUCAGGGGAAAUCAAGUUCUGAGGGAGCAAUAAUUGCCAGCCUUUCUUCUGAAGCUGCACUGAAUCAGCAAGAAUGGGAGAACCUAUCACAAGACUCUGAGGAGCCAAAGCCUGAGAAGGAAUUGUCUGGCCCACUGGCCCCAAAAGGACCACAUCAGGAGGCUUCAAAGACAGGCCAAGGCCUCAUGGAAUUACAGCUGGAGCCGCAGCAAGACAAACAUAGCAAGAUACAGGGAUUACCUGCCAAGCAGCUAAAUAACAGCACAAGAACUCCAGGAGGAAAAAAAAGACAAAACUACAACACAACCAAGUACUGACCCUGGAAGGUAAAAGCUGUAGCUGCAGUGGAGCACUGGUUAAGGGCCAGGGAAAGCAUGGCAUUCAUGCCAAGAGUUGAUGGGGAAAAUUGCAGUUCGACUGAAUGGGAUUAUAAUCCUCUGCACGAUCAAGAAAGCUGUUUGCUGGGGGCUCCCAAUUGCAAAAGAAAAUACUCCAAUGAACACCCUGCAGAAACUCCCCGUCAACACGAAGAAGACACAUUUAAAGGAUAUGCUGCUGGUACUGGUGUUCCUGUCUCCUCUCCAUGCACUGGAUAUUUGAAAGGGCUGCUGUAGCAGUUCUAUUUAGUCAAACAGGGUUUGGAGGUGAUUAUCACUGGGGUGUAUUAGAAUUCAACCCCUUGUUUUCUCCUCAGUUCUGAGCUUGAUGCUGCUUCUUUUAGGUGCCACUGUCUGAGGACCUGGCCCCUUGGGGAAUCCUACUGUUGGGAUGUGGAGGGUUGCUGGGCUUCAUGGGGACAAGACUCCUGUAGUAGUUCUUGGAAGUUUUUCUUUUCUUUUUUUAAGGGGAGCAUUUCUGCACUUGUAUCUUUUCUCACCAUAGUGUUCAUGUGGUGGGAGAAGCUGAGCUUGUCCAAAUUCUCUAUUCUCCAAUUAUUCAUAACCCAGGAGCCCUGUCCCCAUUACCCUGCCAUAUCUCCUAGAGACAGGACAGGCUUCACCAACCAUUCUUGGCCCAAGGGGAUUUCAAGCACCUGGUAUGCGGCUUUGUCUCAUCAAAUCCAGGUGUUUCAGCCUCUCAUGUUCCCGUAGCAAGGUACCUGAUGCCAGUAUCUUAUCUCCGUAGCGACCCAGCAACAGAGCUGUGUUUCUGUAGUGACCUGGCACAUCAGGGUACUUGACAACUUCUAGAGUUUUCUAUUUUUUUAUUGUUUUCUUGUAGAAAAUUUGAAACUGGAAAUAAAAAUUACAUUGAAAAAUUA
Messenger RNA from Pantherophis guttatus, 3529 nucleotides. It is a transcript of the gene ZNF219, whose product is annotated as zinc finger protein 219. Gene Ontology annotation, biological process: regulation of DNA-templated transcription. Gene Ontology annotation, cellular component: nucleus. Gene Ontology annotation, molecular function: DNA-binding transcription factor activity, RNA polymerase II-specific; RNA polymerase II cis-regulatory region sequence-specific DNA binding. The record is from RefSeq and is a predicted model, not a curated record. Lineage: Eukaryota; Metazoa; Chordata; Lepidosauria; Squamata; Colubridae.